CAGGGGUUGCUCACUGGAGGAACCCCCCCUUUAAAAAUAGCACUCUGGUUUGGGGGUGCUCUUUUAAGGAAAGAUUGCCUAUGCCCUGUUUUUAAUUCAAAAUAGGGUCUUUCCCCCCCUGAUCCUGAUAACCUCUUUUGUGGCAUUUAAUUGAUAGCACGAGAAAGUACGGAGUGUUAAAAAUGGAAAUAAGUUUCCCCCUCCACUGGUUUCCUACUGAUCGGAUAUUGAUACUAAGAGGUGAGAUCUCUUUUUUCUGGAGGCUCGAGCUCCCUCUCCAGGGUUUUGAUUUCUUUUAAGUAGGAAGGCAAUCGUUACAGACAGCAUCCCUUUAUUCUCCUUCGAAUAAAUUUUUCUGCUAGAAAACUCCACAGGCAAGUCCUCUCUUUGGACCAGACGAGAAGUUGGAGGCAGCCUCGUCGAUUAAAUCGAAUAUACCUGCAGAGUGUUAAAGCCUAAGAACCUCAGCAGCCCAAAAAAAGUGACAUCGCUGCUGCCAGAGACUGAAUCUGAAACGUGCCUAACAUGCACGUACUUCUAGGGCUCUGAAAUUUGCUCGGAGGAUCAGCUAAGGGUUUAAGAUUUCAGAAAAAAUUGGCAUCCUAUCCACUGGUCAAAUAAGGUCAAGAGUUCAAAAUUACAAUGACAGAGCAAGAGCAAGAAUGGGAAAACUUAAACAAGUUAUUAAGACAACAUGGCUUAAGACCUGUGUGCCUUGAUACGCCUGGAACCUGCGGAAAUGUGCCAGAUGCAGAGAAAAUUGUUAUGGACAAACAGUCUUCCGAAGCAAUACAGCAUGCACUGAAAACAUUACUGGAAGAGACAGAGCGUCAACGGAAAAUUAUUCGUGACUUGAUAGAAGACAAUCACCAGCUUAGAGAUGAAUUACGUUUGGAGAGAGGCCGGGCUUCCCGACAGGAACAACGAGCGAAUGAUUUGGACGUUAUUGUGGAAAAUGUCAAACAUAAAAUACGUCAACUAGAAGAUGAGUCAAUAGCCAAUGCUUCUCAGCAACAUAACCAAAUCAGAGAUCUUCAAAAAGAUCAUGAAAUUUCACAGGCAGUGUACCGGCACCAAGCGAAGCAGUUGGAGGAGCAAGAAGGGACGAUUGACCAUUUAGAAAAGGAGCUUUCCAAGUUGGGUCUGGAAGAGCAGCAGCGUAUCGCCACUCAGAAAAAAGUGUUCCGUCAGUUUUGUAAGCAGGCUCCAAGAACUCACGUAGAUCAGCAGAUUUGUUGUCUAAUUGAUUAUUAUGAAUCUCAGAUCAGCCAUGUGAGAAAAGAACUAAGGAAGUAUAAGAAAGAGAUCAAUCAUUUACAGGACGAAGGAAAAAAUGAGGAGGAAUUCUUGAAAAAUAUAGAUGCUACUGCUAAUUACAAAGCUCUACUUAUGUCUUUCCAGACACAGAUAAUUGAAACAAAAGCUCGAAAUGAACAACUUGUACAUGAAAAUAUUAAUCUCAAGAAAGAGAUGGAAAUUAGGCCAACUGUGCAAGAAUUAAAAUUUUAUAAACACCAAGUGAAGAAGCUGGAGAAAAUAUUGAAGAACAUCAAAUCACUCGAGAGCAGCGAAGAAGAAAAUAUGAAAGAAAACAAAGAACUUACAAAAGAUUUGGGAGGAAGCCAGCUGCAGGAAGUUUGCAGAAGAUAUUUACAGGUAUUGUCCAGCAUUGACUCGAUCAUCAGAAGCCCAAGAAGAGCUCCUCUAAUAACACUUAUGCAAAAAAAGGACCUUGGGAAAAGCUGGGCUGAGGAGGAACGUGGAUUUGAGCAUCUCCCUGCUGUGAUUGAAACCUGGGCUGACCAGCUAAUGGCCCUGAAGAUCUUGCACUACUCCCUGAAAAAGCUAUUGCUGCGGUUAGUUCCUAGGCAUUCCAAAGCUAUGCAGGACACUAAUGAAUAUAUUAGAGUUGAGGAUCUUCAGCAAAUAGUGGAGGAAAUCUCUGAAGAAGUAGGCAAUGAAGAAAAGAAAAGUCUGAUUCCUUCACAACAAACCCUGUAUGCCAUUGUCUGUCAUUUUCAAAAACUAUUUGAUGUGAAGACUCUAAGUGGCGUUUACCCUCGAAUGAACGAGGUAUAUACAAAACUUGGUGAAAUGAUCAACGCUAUGAGGAACCUCUGUGACCUCUUAGAACUAGAUUGCUCAGCACCACCUAGUGUCCUGGUGAACACUGUUGGAAAGCUAUGCAAUUUGUUUAAUGAGAAUGUGGCCUGGCAGGUGGAACAACUGCUGGGUACACAAGACAUCGAAAGCAUUAUCUUUAAAUUAGAAGAACAUGAUGACUUUUUCCCAGCAUUUCAUGCUCUUAUUAACAACUUGCUUCGUGUUCUAGAAGUCAGAAGUCUCACAGAAAUAUUACCUGCUGUACAGAAGCUGAAAUGGAUGGUCCAAUAAUGUAAACUAAAUGUAAAUCUUUUAACAUAUUGACUACCUCUUAUGUAUUUUUGAAUAUUUUUUUAUUAAAAAUGUCUGAAUGGAAU
Molecule: messenger RNA, 2480 nt
Organism: Thamnophis elegans (Western terrestrial garter snake)
Lineage: Eukaryota; Metazoa; Chordata; Lepidosauria; Squamata; Natricidae
Gene: CEP70
Product: centrosomal protein 70
Exons: 17
Coding region: 643-2394 (583 amino acids)
Biological process (GO): cilium assembly; regulation of microtubule cytoskeleton organization
Cellular component (GO): centrosome
Molecular function (GO): gamma-tubulin binding
Source: RefSeq, a predicted model, not a curated record